Hypoxylon fragiforme is the source of this 744-nucleotide messenger RNA. RefSeq names its product glycoside hydrolase family 61 protein. The transcript has 3 exons. The record is from RefSeq and is a predicted model, not a curated record. Bases 1 to 744 code for a protein of 247 amino acids. Lineage: Eukaryota; Fungi; Ascomycota; Sordariomycetes; Xylariales; Hypoxylaceae.
AUGAAGUUCUCUUUGCUUGCGACCGCGGCAUUUGCCUUGUCGGCCGAGGCCCACUGCAUCUUCCAGGAACUCUCCGUCAACGGGCAAAAGCAAGGCUCGCUAGUCGGUCUCCGGGCCCCGAGCGACAACAACCCCGUCUACGACGUGACCUCGCAGGACAUAAUCUGCCAAAAGCAAGGCACGACCUCCUCCAAAGUGAUCGACGUCCCCGCCGGCGCCAAACUCGGCGCCUACUUCGGGCACGUGAUCGGCGGCGCGCAAUUCGCCAACGACCCGGACAACCCGAUCGCGAAGUCGCACAAGGGGCCCGUGACCGCGUGGCUCGCCAAAGUCGACAGCGCCGCCUCCGCGAGCAAGACUGGUCUGAAGUGGUUCAAAGUCUGGGAGGACACGUUCGACGCGGCGAGCAAACAGUGGGGGGUCGACCACAUGAUCGCGAACCAGGGGUGGGUCAACUUCGAGCUGCCGGCGUGCGUGGCGCCGGGGGAGUACCUGCUGCGCGUCGAGAUCCUCGCCCUGCACAGCGCCAAGGCCGCCAACGGCGCGCAGUUCUACAUGUCCUGCGCCCAGAUCAAGGUCUCCGGCUCCGGAACCUUUACGCCGUCGCAGACGGUUAGCUUUCCCGGCGCGUACCAGAAGAGCGACCCGAGUAUCGUGGUCAAUAUCUACGGCCUUACUGGUCAGCCUGACAACGGCGGCAAGGCGUAUAGUGCGCCUGGUAAUGUUCCGGUUAUCCAGUGCUAG